CACGUGAUCUCCACAUGUCACGUCAUCAAAAUUGUAUGGUUCCUUAUCUAGAUUUGUUUUGAUUGUCUUCCUGCUGUACAAAUAUUUAAGUUUAAAUCUAAUUUUAAAGAUCAAUCUCAUAGAAAUAUUUCAUCAUUAUAGUUUUAGAAACUAUGCAAUAUUUUUCCGCAACAGAUAUUCAGCCUGAAAGUACUAGAUGGCAGCUUCUGAUGUGGCAGAAAGAUUUACUCCGGUUACAGCACUUCGAUUGCAAUCAAGAACAACACUUUCGGAGCAUUUGAACCCUACAAAAGUAAUUCCUUCUCCUGGGGGUCUUCCAAGAGACUGGCGAGGACUUGCUGAUCUAUGUGAUGUGCCGGCGCCUGGGCCGGGAACGGCCGGCGAGAAAGAUGCUACUGACACCAUUUUGACCGCUUGGCAGAAGAAACAUCCCACCACAGCUUCCGUGGAACGACUUUGUCAGUUUCUAGAGCAGCUCGACCGCUAUGACAUCCUUGAUGAUUUGGAAGCUUGUAUCACUGAUGAUGUUCAAAGAUAUUGGGACAGAUUGAACAACGAUAAUCAAGUUCAACCGUUCUCUAGUUCAAGUUCGCCUUAUGAUUCAAUUCUCACAAUUGAUGACACUCAAAGGAUAUCUUUAGGAUUGCCACCUCAGAACUAUCAUGCAUUCGUAUUAUUCGCGGAUGAAGACAGGGAAUUCGGUAUUCAAAUUGUCGAGACUUUGGAAACCGACUAUAAUUUAAAGAUUUGUUACAAGGACCGUGAUCUGGUUGGUGGGAUAAAUUUCGAACAUGAAGCCAUUGUGAGACUGGUUUCCGAGAGAUGCAAUCAUCUGGUUGUAAUUCUUUCCGACAACUUUUUCCGAAGCAAUCCUGUCAAUAAGUUCUACACGAAUUUCGCUCAGGCUUUAGGAAUAGAGCAAAAAAGAAGAAAAGUAGUGCCAUGCAUUUAUAAUUGUGAUCCUCAGCUCCUGCCACCAGAACUGAGGUACUAUUACAUGCUGAAUUGCCGCAAUGAGAACUUCUUCACGAUAUUGAACAGAUCCAUUGGCGGUGCUACCACAUUGGCACUUGCGAGUGGAAGAAAAUCUCGACGUGUUCGACUCUCUUAAGAAAAUUUGGGAGGGGAGGGUCCCAGUUCGUCGAGUUCUCAGUUCUUCAAGUGCCGAGUUUGACAAUUUCUAGAAAUACUGAGACAAGUGGGAAGCUGAGCCUUUUAGUUGGUCAAGUCUCACGGCAUUAAGUUUUCCCACAGUUACCUUGAAAAGUGAACAUUCCUGCACUGAUUACAGAACGCAAAGAAUCACUUUUCCGCUCUAUUGCGCAAAAUACUUUGCGUAUUAUGUUGCAGCCAUCCCAAUCAGCUGUUGACAUUGUUGGCGUGUAUUUUGAAUGCAAAUUUGUUCUAUGUAUAUUUUGUCUGAUUUUCAAAUAAAUAAAAAUGAGAACUCAUUAAAUUAUACAUUUUGAA
Molecule: messenger RNA, 1470 nt
Organism: Nilaparvata lugens (brown planthopper)
Lineage: Eukaryota; Metazoa; Arthropoda; Insecta; Hemiptera; Delphacidae
Gene: Myd88
Product: myeloid differentiation primary response protein MyD88
Exons: 8
Coding region: 197-1111 (304 amino acids)
Biological process (GO): defense response to Gram-positive bacterium; innate immune response; MyD88-dependent toll-like receptor signaling pathway
Cellular component (GO): plasma membrane
Molecular function (GO): Toll-like receptor binding; TIR domain binding
Source: RefSeq, a predicted model, not a curated record